AGGGCAGGGCAGCUUGCCCUAGCCGCCACCCCUGAGGCGGGCUUGUCUGUGGCAUGGGGGCGGGCCCUGCGGCGCCGGGUUGUACACGAAACCUGCCGGAACCGGGGGCUGAGUGGCGGGAAGGCCCCAGCUGCACACGCUGGGCAGAGGGCCCCAGGCACCGGCGGCCAUGAGACCGCAGCCUAGGGGCCAUGCGGUAGGGGAGGCUGUGGCGUUCCUCCUGCUGCUGCUGGGUGUUGGGGUGUGCGGAGGCACUGCUGGCUCCACGUGUGACUGCACCCCAGACUUCCACAGGAGGAACAGCCCGCUCUGCUGCCAGGGCUGUCCAGCAGGGUACUAUCUGAAGGCCCCCUGCACAGAGCCUUGUGGCAACUCAACCUGCCUGCCCUGCCCUCUGGGCACCUUCUUGGCACGAGAGAACUACAGGACUCAGUGUACCCGCUGCCAGGCCUGUGACGAGCAAGCCUCCCAGGUAGCCCUGAAGAACUGCUCAGCGGUGGCAGACACCCACUGCGGCUGUGAGCCGGGCUGGUUUCCAGAGUGUCUCUUCGUCCACUGUGGGGACAGUUCACCCUUCAAAUGCAGCCCCUGCUCGGACUGUGGCGCCCUGCACCGCCACACACGAUUGCACUGUUCCAACACAGAUGCAGUCUGUGGUACUUGCCUGCCUGGGUUCUAUGAACGUGGUGAUGACUGCGUGUCCUGCCCCACGAGCACUCUGGGCAGCUGUCCCGAGCCAUGCAUUGCUGUCUGUGGCUGGAGGCAAAUGUUUUGGGUUCAGGUGCUCCUGGCUGGCCUGGGGAUUCCACUCCUGCUUGGGGCCACCCUGACCUACACAUCGCAGCGCUGCCGGCCUCGCAAGCGCAUGGCCCGUGGUGGAGCUGAGACCGAGGCCCUGACCCCACCACAGGCUGCCCACCACCUCUCACCCUCACCAAGUGCCCACAACCUUCUGGUGUCUGCUGGUGGUGGCGGGGCAGUCUGCACCGUCCAGUUGGUGGGCAACAGCUCCCCACAGUCCCAGGAGGGCCCCCACUCACAGGUGGCAUGGCCCUGGGACCAGCUGCCCAACCGAGCUCUAGACCCUGCUCUGGAGCCCCCGCCCUUCCUAGCGCCUGCUGCAGGCUCGCCCGCCGCCGUGCUCCAGCCGGGGCCACAGCUCUACGACGUGAUGGACGCGGUCCCUGCGCGGCGCUGGAAGGAGUUCGUGCGCACGUUGGGGCUGCGCGAGGCGGAGAUCGAGGCGGUGGAGGUGGAGAUCAGCCGCUUCCGCGACCAGCAGUACGAGAUGCUGAAGCGCUGGCGCCAGCAGCAGCCCGCGGGCCUGGGCGCCGUCUAUGCGGCCCUGGAGCGCAUGGGGCUGGACGGCUGUGCCGAGGACCUGCGCAGCCGCCUGCAGCGUGGUGCGUGACGUGUGGUGCGGGGGCCGCCUUGGCGCUCUGGCGGUCCCUGCAGAAGCCCUAAGUAUGGUUACUUAUUCAUGUAGACAUUUUAUGUCACUUAGUAAGCCCCCGCCUGGCACUGCGUAGCAAGCGCCUGCCGGCCUAGCACUGUUUGUCCUAGGGCUCCGCUUAGAGCGCAGGCAGGCAAGGGUGCGUGCGGGGUGUUGCGUUUUCCCAC
This is a messenger RNA of Ochotona princeps (American pika), 1620 nucleotides long. RefSeq names its product TNF receptor superfamily member 25 (gene TNFRSF25). Gene Ontology annotation, cellular component: plasma membrane. Bases 170 to 1411 code for a protein of 413 amino acids. The record is from RefSeq and is a predicted model, not a curated record. Lineage: Eukaryota; Metazoa; Chordata; Mammalia; Lagomorpha; Ochotonidae. The transcript is spliced from 10 exons. Gene Ontology annotation, molecular function: protein binding. Gene Ontology annotation, biological process: signal transduction.